This is a messenger RNA of Urocitellus parryii (Arctic ground squirrel), 1556 nucleotides long. RefSeq names its product serpin family H member 1 (gene Serpinh1). Gene Ontology annotation, cellular component: endoplasmic reticulum. Lineage: Eukaryota; Metazoa; Chordata; Mammalia; Rodentia; Sciuridae. The record is from RefSeq and is a predicted model, not a curated record. Gene Ontology annotation, biological process: negative regulation of endopeptidase activity; collagen fibril organization. Gene Ontology annotation, molecular function: collagen binding; serine-type endopeptidase inhibitor activity.
CAACUUUCCAGAAGUUUCUUGGGACGGGGGCUGGAGGGGGUGGGGACAGCCAUAUAUAGAUCCGGGGCCUGAGGCAGCGGGCGGAGAGUACAGUCAACCCAAAGCAGCCCGGAGGUGAGACUCCCGGUCCCAGAGCCGGCCCGACCCAGAAUGAAAAAGGCAGGCAUUGACCUCCCUCUGAGGCAGUUUCAAGCCCUCACAGGUCCCCGGAGGUGCACACGACCCACCUUCCAGCCAUGCGCUUCCUCCCUUUACUUGGUACCCUGUGCCUCCUGGCCAUGGCCCUGGCAGCCGAGGUGAAGAAACCCGCAGCAGCCCCCGGCACCUCAGAGAAGCUGAGCCCCAAGGCGGCCACUCUGGCCGAGCGCAGCGCUGGCCUGGCCUUCAGCCUGUACCAGGCCAUGGCCAAGGACCAGGCUGUGGAGAAUAUCCUGCUAUCGCCCGUGGUGGUGGCCUCCUCCCUGGGCCUGGUGUCUCUGGGCGGCAAGGCGGCCACGGCCUCGCAGGCCAAGGCGGUGCUGAGCGCCGAGCAGCUGCGGGACGAGGAGGUGCACGCGGGCCUGGGCGAGCUGCUGCGCUCGCUCAGCAACUCCACGGCGCGCAACGUGACCUGGAAGUUGGGCAGCCGCCUGUACGGGCCCAGCUCGGUGAGCUUCGCCGACGACUUCGUGCGCAGCAGCAAGCAGCACUAUAACUGCGAGCACUCCAAGAUCAACUUCCGCGACAAGCGCAGCGCCCUGCAGUCCAUCAACGAGUGGGCCGCGCAGACCACAGACGGCAAGCUGCCCGAGGUCACCAAGGACGUGGAGCGCACCGAUGGCGCCCUGCUGGUCAAUGCCAUGUUCUUCAAGCCACACUGGGACGAGAAGUUCCACCACAAGAUGGUGGACAACCGUGGCUUCAUGGUGACUCGUUCCUAUACCGUGGGUGUCACAAUGAUGCACCGGACAGGCCUCUACAACUACUAUGAUGAUGAGAAGGAGAAGCUGCAGAUCCUGGAGAUGCCCCUGGCCCACAAGCUCUCCAGCCUCAUCAUCAUCAUGCCCCACCACGUGGAGCCACUCGAGCGCCUUGAGAAGCUGCUGACCAAGGAGCAGCUGAAGGUCUGGAUGGGGAAGAUGCAGAAGAAGGCUGUCGCCAUCUCCCUGCCCAAGGGUGUGGUGGAGGUGACCCACGAUCUACAGAAACACCUGGCGGGGCUCGGCCUGACCGAGGCCAUCGACAAGAACAAGGCAGAUUUGUCGCGCAUGUCGGGCAAGAAGGACCUGUACCUGGCCAGCGUGUUCCAUGCCACCGCCUUCGAGUGGGACACAGAGGGCAACCCCUUUGACCAGGACAUCUACGGGCGUGAGGAGCURCGCAGCCCCAAGCUGUUCUACGCAGACCACCCCUUCAUCUUYCUGGUGCGAGACACCCAGAGUGGUUCCUUGUUGUUCAUUGGGCGCCUGGUCCGGCCCAAGGGUGACAAGAUGCGAGAUGAAUUGUAGGGCCCUCAGGUGGGCACGGGAUGACAGGAAGCAGCAGAAGGUUCCUGAGACACAUGGGUGCUAUUGUGG